UUUAAAUAAUUCAACAGUUCUUAAAAACAACUAAAAAGUAAAUGAGGUUUUCAACUCGGCAGACAAAAAAUUUGCAAUUAAUUAAAAAAAAUAAUGUUUAAAUUAAAAACGUGUUUCAAACUGUUAAUAAUCUGUCAGUUAGUUUUAUUACAAAUAACACAAGUCUUGCCACAAAUUCAAUCACGCAUAGUGGGUGGAAAAACCACUACAAUUAACCAAGUACCCUAUUUAGUGCAACUUUUGGAUAAUGGUAAAUUUUUCUGCGGUGGCACUCUGGUGGCUCCACGUUUUGUCGUAACUGCCGCCCAUUGUGUUAAGGGUAUGCGAGCUGGACGUUUAUCUAUAGUAGCGGGAGCUACUAAGCUUUCUCAAGCUGGUGUAAGGUCUAGGGUUAGCAAAAUAAUGCUGCCCAAAGGUUUCAGCAAAGCUACCAUGAAUAUGGAUGUGGCAGUUUUGAAGCUACAAAAACCAGUUAGAGGCAGAGGAAUACGACCUACAGGUUUGUGUAAUAGAAAUUGGCGUCCUGGCGCAGCAGUUAAAGUAUCUGGUUGGGGUUUACUAAGAGAAAAUGCUAGAAAUGUUCCACAACAAGUGCGUACUGUGAAUGUAAGAGUAAUUGGAAGAGCUAAAUGUCAGGCACAAUAUGGACGACAGGCAAAGAUAACCAAGUCAAUGUUUUGUGCUGCUAUCCCUGGACGUAAAGAUGCCUGUUUGGGUGAUUCGGGUGGUCCUGCUUUUGUAAAUGGUCAAUUUUGCGGUAUAGUAUCGUGGGGUAUUGGUUGUGCCCGUAGAGCUUUUCCUGGUGUCUAUACUAAUGUCAAUGUGGUGCGUCGGUUUAUAAGAAAUGCCAUGAAAAGGUAAAGAAGUGAAAAUUGAAAUUUUUAAAUAAACGAAAUUUUUAUUAA
Molecule: messenger RNA, 905 nt
Organism: Lucilia sericata (common green bottle fly)
Lineage: Eukaryota; Metazoa; Arthropoda; Insecta; Diptera; Calliphoridae
Product: seminase-like
Exons: 1
Coding region: 94-861 (255 amino acids)
Biological process (GO): proteolysis
Molecular function (GO): serine-type endopeptidase activity
Source: RefSeq, a predicted model, not a curated record